AUGGAGAGAGAGAGCGAAAAGGCGAAACUCAAAACCCAUUUGAUAUUCGCGUAUGGCACGUUGAAGCGAGGAUUCCCCAACCACUAUCUGAUGGAGGAGCUGAUGAACCAAGACGACGCCGUUUUCGUUGGAGUCUACUUGACUGAGGAUCAUUACCCGCUGGUCUGUGGCCCUCACGGCAUACCUUACCUGAUCAACCUCCCCGGGUUGGGGCACAGGGUGAAGGGCGAGAUUUAUGCUGUGUCGGAGGGCGCGGUGGCUAAGUUGGAUGAGUUCGAAGGCGUGAGUUCCGGGUGCUACGAGCGGUUACCGUUGACGGUGGUUGCGCCGGUGGAGGAGGGUGGGGGAAGGGUGGAGGCGGAGGCGUAUUGGGGACACAGGAGGUUCGGGGAGGUGCUGUGGAAGACGAAGGGGGAGGUGGGGUUGAAGGAGUAUGGGGAGAAAGAAGCGAAGGAGUACGUGAGGAAGGAGAACAGACUGGGUGGCAGAAACAGUAUUCUUGACCUUGUUCCUUAA
This is a messenger RNA of Vigna radiata var. radiata (mung bean), 516 nucleotides long. RefSeq names its product putative gamma-glutamylcyclotransferase At3g02910. The transcript has a single exon. The coding region runs from base 1 to 516 and encodes 171 amino acids. Gene Ontology annotation, molecular function: gamma-glutamylaminecyclotransferase activity. Lineage: Eukaryota; Viridiplantae; Streptophyta; Magnoliopsida; Fabales; Fabaceae. The record is from RefSeq and is a predicted model, not a curated record.